AUGCAAGUGAUGAAAGGCAAACAAUGGGAAGAAUGUUUUGGUGAGAUACUUUUCCCUCUGCUACAAAAAUUGCUCGAAAAUUUAUCACCAAUGGAUCCAAUUGGAAUGGAGGAGACAAGAGUACGAGUUAUACAACUUAUCUCGAAAAUUCUGCUCAAUCAUUUAACGCCUUUGAAUUUGUUGCCAUCAUUCCGAUCGUUAUGGUUACGUUUGCUAGAUUAUAUGAAUCAGUAUCUUCAUGCGGAUCGUAGUGAACUUUUAUCAGAAUCAAUCCCGGAAUCGUUAAAGAAUAUGAUCCUCGUUGUGGACAAUACUGAUUAUCGUUACGAUGCUGCCGGAGUGACUAACGUGAAUGACGAGACGCAGUUUGCUACGUCAUCAAUGGAACUAUAUCGAGUAGCGCCACCUCAUUUAUUGUAUGCUCAACAACAAUUACAACAGCCUCCAAUUAUGGACUCACAGUCAUCACAAAUCUCGUAUCAGUUAACUUCGAAUCCAGUGCCAAUGAUGAUGUCAAUUGGUGAACCUUUAUUUCCAUCACCAAACAGUGCAUUUUCGCCUCCAGUAUCUUAUGCUGAGGAAGAACAAAAUAUGGUGGUAACAUCCAAAAUGGCAUAG
Brugia pahangi is the source of this 618-nucleotide messenger RNA. NCBI's taxonomy places the organism in Eukaryota, Metazoa, Nematoda, Chromadorea, Rhabditida, Onchocercidae. The record is from the annotation of a GenBank genome assembly.